Messenger RNA from Arabidopsis arenosa, 616 nucleotides. Lineage: Eukaryota; Viridiplantae; Streptophyta; Magnoliopsida; Brassicales; Brassicaceae. The record is from the annotation of a GenBank genome assembly.
AUCUCCAAAACAACAUUCCUAACACUAAACCCCAAAAACCUAAAUCUUUUUCUUAGUAACAUUUUCAAUCUAUGGCUUCUUCUUCGCUUAUCGUUUCUAUCUUUUCCUUCAUCUUCUUAUUCUCUCUCGCCGCUGCAAAUGAAGUCACCGUCGGUGGAAAAUCCGGUGACUGGAAGAUCCCUCAUUCACCGAGUGGGCUCAAAAAGCUCGCUUCAAAGUCGGCGACUUUAUUGUUUUCCGGUACGAAUCUGGUAAAGACUCGGUUUUGGAAGUCUGGUCCUUUCUACUUCAUUAGUGGAGCUAAUGGUCACUGUGAGAAAGGUCAGAAGCUGAGCCUUGUUGUGAUCAGUCCUCGUCACAGUGCUAUCUCUCCGGCUCCUUCUCCGGUUGAGUUCGAAGAUGGUCCAGCUUUGGCUCCAGCUCCAACCAGUGGCUCAGUUAGGCUUGGUGGUAGUCUAUAUGUUGUGUUAGGUCUUGUUCUUGGUCUAUUGGCUUGGUUCUGAUUUGGAACCAUGUGAUGAGAUUGCUUUUUAGAAUUACAUGUUGUGUUGUUUAGCUAAGAGAUCUUUGUCCUUGGCUCUUUGCUACUAUUUUAUUACAAUUCAAUUUAUUAUUA